Molecule: messenger RNA, 432 nt
Organism: Mesorhabditis belari
Lineage: Eukaryota; Metazoa; Nematoda; Chromadorea; Rhabditida; Rhabditidae
Source: the annotation of a GenBank genome assembly
AUGGGCCAAAGGGAAGUCGAUUUGCCACAACUUUUCUCUGACGUCUCGAGAACUGUUUCUGGGAUUAAGAACAUUUUGGGAGUUGAUCCACCACUACAGGCCGACGCUGGGAUGGGACAAGCUGCGAGUACCGCUCAGCGAUCAUCUGGAGGUUUGGGCUCUCUGUUCGGCGGUGGGGAUGUGUGCUUUAAAACGUGUGGAAUGGAGGAUAUUCAAUUCGCAGCUAGAUCAGCCGGUGACAUGUUCAACACGUUGCGAAUUUGUCUUCUCGUUUCAACCGUCGUGCUCAUCCUUUGCGCUGUUUUGCUCACGUUAUCAGCUAUCUACAUGACAUGCCGUCGAAAUCCUCCACGUCGCCCGGUCAUGCCGAGUUGUAUCACGGAUCUUUUCGUCAAAUCCGACAAAUCAUCAAAAGAAGAGCUCAAUUCUUCU